UGAGCCUUCUGAACAAAAUAAUCGAAAAUCAUCAUCAUCAUCAUCCAUAGCAACAACAAUAGACGCUGACAAAACUAAUGCCAUUAAACAUUCUACUGAUUUAUUAAUCGAACAUUUAGAUGGUGAUACAAAUUUGAAGGCGCUUAUACCGGGACCACCAAGAGAUCUAGUUCCACAACUAGUGAAUCGAUAUGUAACACUUAGCUGGAUGGAACCAGCUCGAAAUCCAAACGAAGUUAUAUCAUACACAUUAUUUUAUAAAAUGACUUCAAGCGAACGCGAACGAAAGUUAACAACAAAAUCACGUGAUGAACAAACGGCAAUCAUUCAAUCAGUCCUUCCAGGCAAAACGUAUCACUUUCGUGUGGUUGGUAAUAGCAAUCAUGGUCCAGGUGAAUCGUCAAAUAUCUUUGAAUUAACAACACAACCCGAUGAAAAUAUUGCCGGUGCUGUUAAGAAUGUAUUUGGACAAGCCCUCAGUCAGAAAGAGAUACAUGUUCGAUGGACACCGCCAUUGAUUUCAAAUGGAAACAUUUCCAAGUAUCGUGUAUAUUACACUGAACCAGACGGUGUUGAUCUGUAUGUGGACAGUAUUGGUGCUGACACCGAAGUGAUAUUAACCGAAUUGCAUCCACUCACUCAAUAUGCCAUCUAUGUUGUGUCAGUCAAUGAAAAUGGCAUGGUAGAUUCGUCGAAAGAAAUCACAGUGAAAACAUUUUCAUCAAUUCCGGGCGAAUCGCCAUUGAAUGUUACACUUGAAGCAACCAGUUCAACUUGCGAUGGCAACCACCGCCACCAGAAGAGCAAAAUGGUCAAAUUACCGGUUACAAAAUUCGAUAUCGCAAACAAAAGAAACAUGUUCAAGUCGAAACAACGCCAGCCAAUGUGCGACACUAUGAGCUACGUGGACUGGACAAAAAGUCGGUGUAUCAGGUGAAAAUAGCAGCGAUGACAGUAAACGAAACAGGACCGUUCACCGAAUGGACCACCAUCGAAACAUACGAAAGCGAUUUAACCGAAAGUCAUGUACCUUUAAAACCAAUAAUCACAAACACACGAGCAACAAGUAAUAGUAUAUCAAUUCAAUGAAGUCCACCCAAUCAACAAGAGAUUAAAGUGCGAGCUUAUAUUUUGGGUUUCGGCAUCGGUAUUCCGAAUGUUGAGACACGUAUCCUUGAUGAAAAAUUACGUUUUGUUGAGAUAAAAAAUUUGGAACCAAAUAGCGAAUAUCUGCUGUCACUGAGAGCUCGAAAUUUGGCUGGAGACGGUGAACCAGCGUAUAGUAACAUUCAAACACGCGACGAAGGUCCAAUUGAAACUGGUGGUUUUGUCUUAGAAGUGCCAGUUCGAUUGCGAGCAAUUACAAUGUCAGCCACAUCAAUUGUAGUUUAUUGGACCGAUAAUUCAGUGAGUCGAGCUCCGCAUACGUCAAGCAGUCGCUUCUAGACGGUUCGUUAUAAUAUUGCUCGUGAUCGCGAUUGGUCAAUUGAAACAGCAAAAGCCGAUACCACAAUAAAAAUUAAAAAUCUCAAUCAGAUACUAUUUUAAAGUGCAAACACAGAAUGUGAAUCGAGCACAGCAAGGCACAUUUUCGGCAAUGAUUUCGUAUAAAACCGGCAAUUUAAUAAGCUUAUCAAAUCCACUCCAAUCAAUACAAAUAUUAAUGCAAUAAAAGUCACAAUGAUUUUAUGCCGAACAAAGACACAAGGUACACCAGAUGGAAAACAUAAUUAUAUAAUAAAGUUAAUAGCGGAAAUCAACCGCCCGAUCGACAUGAUCGUAUCAUCAUUCAUG
Molecule: messenger RNA, 1794 nt
Organism: Contarinia nasturtii (swede midge)
Lineage: Eukaryota; Metazoa; Arthropoda; Insecta; Diptera; Cecidomyiidae
Product: neogenin-like
Exons: 5
Coding region: 209-937 (242 amino acids)
Molecular function (GO): protein binding
Source: RefSeq, a predicted model, not a curated record